UUUUUUGUGUUUUCUUCUUUAAUUUCAUUAUUUGGCCUACUAUUACAUAUAAACAAUUUCAACAGUUUAAUUGUGUUUUGUCUUUAGGAAAGAAAUGGAGGAAUUUUGGGCUUUAUAUAGUGAUAUAUGAGGGCAUGUUUUAGUGCAACAAUUCAUGCAUAUUUCCUUAUCUACCUUCCCUGGCCUUCAAUUUACGGCUCAUUUUCUUUGCUUAUACGUUUGAAUGACUAAUUAAGUUACUUCACACACUGACGCUGAAGUCUCAUGGCAUUAGUUGGAAAGUUAGAUUUCUUGAUGAGCAUUUUCGUAUAUAUGUAGAGAAAGAAAAAGGGCAGGAGAAAUUUAUUUUAUAUAAUAUGGUGUGGUUGUGGUGGCUCGGCGCGGUGGUGGCUGCGGCGGCGGUGAGUGGUGGCGAUGUCACCUAUGAUGGAAGGUCGCUCAUCAUCGGCGGCCAGCGGAAGCUCAUCUUCUCCGGUUCAAUCCAUUACCCAAGAAGCACCCCUGAUAUGUGGGCAUCGUUAAUUUCGAAAGCCAAAAGCGGCGGACUAGAUGCCAUUGACACUUAUGUUUUUUGGAACCUUCAUGAGCCCCAACCGGGACAGUAUGAUUUUAGUGGGAGACGUGAUUUAUUACGUUUUAUAAAAGAAAUACAAUCUCAAGGUUUGUAUGCUUGCCUUCGGAUUGGGCCGUUUAUCGAGGGUGAAUGGUCUUAUGGAGGUUUGCCGUUUUGGCUCCAUGACGUACCCAAUAUUGAAUUCCGAACCGAUAACGAACCAUUUAAGUUUUACAUGCAAAAUUUCACGACCAAAAUAGUAAACAUGAUGAAAUCGGAGAACUUAUACGCCUCACAAGGGGGGCCCAUCAUAGUUUCCCAGAUUGAAAACGAAUAUCAAAAUGUGGAAAAAGCUUUCGGCGAUAAAGGGCCGUCGUAUGUCCGUUGGGCUGCGGCGAUGGCCGUGGGCCUCAACACCGGUGUGCCGUGGGUCAUGUGCAAGCAAGAUGAUGCUCCAGAUCCAGUGAUUAAUUCCUGCAAUGGGAUGAUGUGUGGAGAGACAUUUGUUGGACCAAAUUCACCAAAUAAGCCAGCAAUGUGGACAGAAGACUGGACACAUUUUUAUGACAAUUAUGGCAAUACCACCAAAGUGAGACCAGCUCAGGACAUUGCAUACCAUGUUGCUCUAUUCAUAGUCAAGAUGAAUGGGAGCUACAUAAACUAUUACAUGUAUCACGGGGGCACCAAUUUCGGAAGGAAUGCAUCCGCGUUUAUGCUAACUAGUUACUACGAUCAAGCUCCAUUGGAUGAAUAUGGUUUGAUCAGGCAGCCAAAAUGGGGUCAUCUCAAGGAGAUGCAUGCAGCAGUUAAGCUGUGCUCACAAACACUACUUUAUGGAACUAAAACUAAUUUCUCUUUAGGUUCACGGCAACAGGCCUAUGUCUACAAUGGUGGAAAUGGAGAAUGUGCAGCAUUUCUUGUGAACACAGAUGCAGCAAGUGAUGCAGAAGUCCGAUUUCAAGAUCAAACGUAUAGACUUCCACGUAAGUCGAUUAGCAUCUUGCCCGACUGCAAAACUGUCGCGUUUAACACGGCCAAGGUGAGUAGCCAAUAUAGUACAAGAACAAUGAAGCCAGUUGUGAAGUUGGACUCACCAGAGAGAUGGCAAGAAUUUGAUGAAGCUAUUCCAUCGUUCAGCGACACCUUGCUCAGGUCGGAUUCACUGCUCGAGCAGAUGAACACCACCAAAGAUGCAUCUGAUUAUCUAUGGUACACUGCCAGUUAUCAGCAAUCUGAGGAGUUGCAGUCUGUGAUCACUGUAGAUUCUCGUGGUCAUGUAUUGCGCGCAUUUGUGAAUGAAGUAUUUUUUGGUUCAAGACAUGGGAUCUAUAGAAAUCAAAGCUUCACUUUAGAGACUGAUGCCCCUUUCAAAAGUGGAGUAAACAACAUCUCCUUGCUAAGCAUUAUGAUUGGCCUACCGGAUUCAGGGCCACAUAUGGAGGGUAGAGCUUCUGGAUUGCGAAACGCGAGCAUUGGAGAUAAAGACUUAACUUAUUAUUCAUGGGGAUAUCAGGUUGGAUUAGUAGGAGAGAAGUUGCAGCUUUACACAGAAGAAGGAUCAAGCAAAGCAGAAUGGAGCAAAUUUAACCACUCUUCUCAGCAACUUAAAUGGUACAAGUCAAAUUUUGACGCGCCUGAGGGGGCUGAUCCUGUCGCGCUGAAUCUGGGCUCGAUGGGGAAAGGUGCAGCUUGGAUCAACGGUGAAAGCAUCGGGCGCUACUGGAUCUCCUUUCCCCAACCUAACGGCUCGCCUUCACAAAUAUGGUACCAUAUACCAAGAUCCUUCCUGAAACCUACAAAUAACCUCCUAAUACUAUUUGAAGAAGAAGCUGCUAAUCCCUUAGGCGUAUCAGUAGACACUGUCUCAGUAACAAGAGUGUGUGGGCACGUCUCAGAUUCCAGUCCACCUCCAGUGAUUUCGUAUCAGAUGAAACGGGGGAGAAGACCUAAAGUCCGGCUCCGUUGCCCUAAAAGCAAAAACAUCUCAAACAUCUUGUUUGCAAGCUUUGGAAGCCCUUUAGGUGAUUGCAGCAGUUAUGCUGCUGGGAGAUGCCAUUCAACCAGCUCUUUCAACGUCGUGGAGAGAGCUUGUUUAGGGAGGAGGAUGUGCUCGGUUCCUUGGUCGUACAGAAGCUUUGGAGGUGAUCCAUGCCCCGGAGUUUCAAAAGAUCUGUUGAUCGAGGCCGAAUGCCAGUGAUGGUGGAUAUACUAACACACAACACUAAAGCAGAAACAGGAAAUCACAAGCAUAUACAACAAGAUAGUUCAUUAGAUCCAACACAAUUAUGUUAUAACCUAAAGAAUAAAGAGCAAAUGACAUAUAUAGUGGAAUUCUUUUUCAGUCAAUGCCUAUGUAUUCGAGUUGUUCUAAUAUUCAGUGAAUGAUAUCUCAAUGCUAUUAACAGGCAAUAGAAAUUUAGUUUGUAGCUGAGAAAUUUUCCUAAUACAAGAUUCAUGUAAAUAGAGAAGUCCUACUUAAAUAAAUGAGAAAGCUGUGGUGCAAAC
Messenger RNA from Salvia miltiorrhiza (redroot sage), 3058 nucleotides. RefSeq names its product beta-galactosidase 16-like. Gene Ontology annotation, molecular function: beta-galactosidase activity; carbohydrate binding. Gene Ontology annotation, biological process: carbohydrate metabolic process. The transcript has 19 exons. Gene Ontology annotation, cellular component: cell wall; vacuole. Bases 357 to 2750 code for a protein of 797 amino acids. The record is from RefSeq and is a predicted model, not a curated record. Lineage: Eukaryota; Viridiplantae; Streptophyta; Magnoliopsida; Lamiales; Lamiaceae.